Messenger RNA from Bemisia tabaci, 4190 nucleotides. It is a transcript of the gene MED16, whose product is annotated as mediator complex subunit 16. Gene Ontology annotation, biological process: positive regulation of DNA-templated transcription. Gene Ontology annotation, molecular function: protein binding. The record is from RefSeq and is a predicted model, not a curated record. Gene Ontology annotation, cellular component: mediator complex. Lineage: Eukaryota; Metazoa; Arthropoda; Insecta; Hemiptera; Aleyrodidae.
CAGCAAAAUCGCCGCCGCUGCCCCUGGCUGCCCGUUCUUUUUGUGAAUUUUCGAUUGUAUUGUCUCAAAGUAACUUAAAUUUUAAAGAGGAAUGUGCUCUUAGUCUAUACUAAUCUCGUCUGAAGUUGUAAUGAUACAGUGCUUCAUUUAAUAUCAUUGUUUUUCUUCUGAUCCUAAGUUAGUGUUCAGCAGUCGCAUUGGAUCUCUUCUGGAAUCGCAACACCAUGGAGUUGGUGUAUUCAAUUUUUUCCAAGCCGACUCCAAAAGUAGAGGGUUUUGAGAACCGAUGUUUAAGGUUCAUCGAAGGAAAAUCAAUAGUUCGUUUAUCAACCAGAAAUGUCGUUGCAUGGAGCACACAUGUUGAUCUAGACGAUUCCAGUAACAAACCGUCUGAGUACAACGUUUAUGUAGCAGAUCUGAAUGUCCCAUGGCAUCAUCACAAGGUAACUUCUUGUGAAAUGUUUGUGACUGCUUUGGAAUGGGAUUUUUGCGGACUUCUACUGUUGAUUGCUGAUGCAUCUGGUCAAGUGGGUAUCUGGGAAUUCAAAGAUUUUUCGCUAAAUGAAUGGGUUUGCGUUGGAACUGUGUCAUUCCAUGGAGAAUACAUUAUUGGUGGAACAUUUUUCCACAAUGGCAAAAAAAUGACAUUGUUUGCAGACAAGAAAGAUGCCGUAACGUAUACAGACAAAUUUGGAUUUUUAAGGUUUUCACCAUCAGUAAAACAGACAGGUGGCUGUUCAAUGGUCGGUUGUUUGCUGAUUAGCACAGCAGGAAUAAUUAGCGCAAUUGUUUUUCACGAGAAUGAAUUGGUCAAGUCGUCCGAAAUUCUCGGCCCAAACAAACUGAACAUCUCUCUAGUAGAUGUUUGCUAUGGCAAGAAUGGGCAUUUCAUCGUGGUGGUAUCCAACGGGAGCGCUAAUUGUGCCAUCCAAUGUUAUCGUGUAUCAGUUCAAUUCAUAGAUGAAAAGUGUCACAUUACAAGUCAAGCAUUACCAAGUUUUCAUCUCCGCGCUUCUUCCAGAGCUGAUAAUGUUUAUACAAACAUUGAGUCGCUGAAAUUUGUUGUCAGAGAGGAUGCCGAUUCUCUUGUUGUGGCAGCUAACGGUAAAACUGGCUCAUUGUUUGAAAUAUGGGAAUUAUCGGAGAAAAAACUGAAUAUCCAUUCCAUGUUCUCGUCCACCUGCACAUUGGAUGAAACAACUGAGGAACCCAGUAAAACUUAUCUGUGGGAUUACACUUCUUCAUACCAAUCAGACCUCGCAAUUGAAAGUAUCACAACAUCUAAACUUUGCAUGUCCAAUUCAUCAUCAUCAGCAAACAUAAUUGUAGCUUUCAGUGACCUGACAGUUCAGUGUUUCCAACGGGAGCCAAGAAAAAUUAAAAAGAUCUCGCAAGGUAAUUUAAAUCGGCAGCCAGGCUCAUGGGAUCCGCUUAACUCAAAAAGGAGCCGACAAGACAAUCGUGUAACUUCAAUGGAGUUGAGUUGGCUAGGAAACUUACUCGUUGUCGUCGAUUCCAUGGGACAGCUCUCGCUGUUCCGCAUAGUUCCUAAUGCUGAAUCAGGUGGACCACUAACCGUAAAUUCGGCAACAACACAGCUAGAGUUCUGUCUAGUCUCAGGCAUCGAUUGGUUCGACCUGUUGAUCUCCCUCCCUCCAGUUCUUCUGGAACCCAUUUAUGAUAAGCUGACCGAGAAUUUCAAAAGGCAGCCUCCUGCAAUCCAGCAAUACUACUUCUUAAGUCUUAUCAGCUUUAAAUCCUCAUUGUGCCGUAUGAUGCUCAGCGGUCAGACGAAAGCUGGCGAUUUAUUGUCGUUACUCAUGCUCUAUUCGGUUUCGACUGCUUUCAAGUCACUUCUGAGGCCGUCAGAUUUGUCAUCACCUGAUAGAGGACCUGCGGAGAGUGUAGCAGCAUUGAUGUCGGAGCAAUUGACAGACGUAGACAAAGUGCUUCUUCAUCUGGAGCCAAAAGAGUUUACCGUUGAACCGUCCACACUUCAAGCAUUGCAGCAGCUAAUUCAGUGGGUGGCCGAUCUGGCUCUAAGUCUCCUAGCACGAUUACCUGAACAUCAUAAACUACCCGGACAUGACCUGCUUUUAUCGGAUUUGAAAGCUCUGAACGUUUUAAGAGAACUGUUAGCUAUAAUAAGAAUAUGGGGUUUACUAAACCAGAGUUGUUUACCUAUAUUUUCAAAAACUGCAGAAAAUCUUGAUGUAUUAGUCUUGAUUUUCAAACUCCUCUCCCGCUAUGUGCAGUGCUCAGAACCAGAUGAACAGUUAUUAGACGAAUGCAGUGACUUACCAUACUUAGUGAGUGUUUCGGAGAUUCUUCGACCCAAGCCUGUGAUAGCGAUUGCAACGCCAAUACUUUUUCAACGAAAUCAACCCAUUCAGCUGGAGUUUGGAGUCGAACCUGAAUUCCUGAAAUUUGUACCGGAAGUCAAGAAAAUCCAAGAAGAGGUUUCAUCCUGUAAUAAAUAUGCUGACCAUAUUCGACAUUUAUUCUUGGGCACCAAGCCCGUGACAGUGAAACAGUGUUGCAGAUGCGGUGGCAGAGCUCUAGUUCAAGUGCAAGUUAUUCGAGUAGCAGCUCUCAGAGCAUGGGACUCCAGAUGGGCUCAGACAUGUUUGUGUGGGGGGCGAUGGAUGAUUCGAAAAAUUGAUGUUGAUCUCUACUAAAUCUUCUGAAUCGUUCUCAACCAUCAUUUCCAGGGGUUGGAGCCAGAGCCAAAGCCUCAACAUUGCAAAGUUUCAUCUGACAUCCUCUUUCUUCAUUUGUUUCAUUGUUCCCCUCGUGAAAGAAUGUAAAUACAUUGCAGUGUGCAAAAUUUCCCCUUGCUAAUUACUUUUUUACCAGGAGAUUCUCGAAUAUUUCUAAAUGAAAAUUUCACUUAGAUUUCUUCUGAUCUCUUCCAAAAAUUAGAAAUCUUUUUGGACGAAAAUUGCGCUGGCACAUUCUUGUAGAAAUUGAAUGGUUUGAGAAUAUGCAGCCUUUUACAAAACUUCCCUCCAAGAAGGAAAAUCACGGAAGUUUUGAAGAUUGACAGUUCUCCGUUUAAAAUAUUAAGCAUGGCAGGAAGUCUGCAACAUUGGAAACCAAAUGAGAUUGCUUCAGAGUUUCACUGUCGAUAUGCAUGUUUCAAAUUGAAAAUUUUGUAGUAUUUUCAUCUGUAAAAAGUCAUGAAGGAAAUUCACAGAAGAAAAUUAAAAGAAAAUUAUAGGUUACCAUAGACCUGAAGGUAAAUAAAUAAAAUGUCAUCUGAAACUCCAGAAUAUUGCAAGACAAAGUUCCUUUGGCUCUAGUACGUACAUUAGCGGUAAAUUCAUGUAAUAUUUUAAUGAACAUAAGACUCAUCUCAAUUUUCCAUGUUUUUUAGUCAUUUUUUAAGUAUUUGUGAUGUAUUGAAUCUUUCUAACGAUGCGUCUCUUGGGGUUUUAUGUCAACUUUUGUAGCUGAAAAUAACCAAAAAAAAAAAAACUAAGGAAAGAGAGGAAAGAAGAGAGUAGACUCUUGUCAUUGUUCAAUUAAUGGUAGUGAUCAAUGAAAUGAUUCUAGGUGUAUUUAUUAUCUUUUUCAGUAUUAAAGCCUAAACUUUCCCAGUCGAAUUCCUCAGAUGAAUCUUCACCUGGGGAGAGAAUGUUUUGAAAAUAUUUUAAGAAUGUUUCUAAGAAAAUCCUAGAGCAAAAUGACUAUAACCUGAUGAAAAGAAUGCAUGAAUUAGUCGUAAGCAAAAAAAGUGUUAGUGCUCUGAUAAAUGAACAUGUAUGUGCAUUGAAUAUACAAACUUGUGUAAAUAUCUAUCAAAUAUCUCAAACUAUUUGAGACUUGAAUUUAAGUAGAAGUAUAUCUAAAUGAUAUUUGAGUAACAAAUUUGUUUCCUAUGUUCUCAAGGUUAAAAUUUUAGCAAAAGUAACUUACCUGAUUCGCAAAGCAACUUUUGAAGGUUUUAAAUCUUUGGUGUCCCACAUACAGAGAGAUCGAGGCCUCACAUUACAAGAUGCCUCCUGGGUAUCCCAGGAUCUAAGGGAGGAUUUUUUUGGUAAAAUUCUUUAUUUGCAUUUUAUUAAUUACUGACUCAAUUGAAAGUCGUAUGAAUUUUUCAGUAGUUGUAAAAUAUUGUAAAAUAACGUGUACAUUUUGUAAAUUCGCACCUCUGGUUGAAUAAAAACUGUUUAUUUUUCCAAAAUGUA